Molecule: messenger RNA, 1173 nt
Organism: Penicillium odoratum
Lineage: Eukaryota; Fungi; Ascomycota; Eurotiomycetes; Eurotiales; Aspergillaceae
Exons: 2
Coding region: 1-1173 (390 amino acids)
Source: RefSeq, a predicted model, not a curated record
AUGUCUUACGCACCGCCCACGUUCACACCGGACAGUGAAUUCUCUGAGCAGGAGACCCCUCGAGGCCUGAACAGCAGCUGCCUUUCCAUUACUGCACUCGCCCGGUUCGAGUUUGAGGCUGGCAAGGGCAAUGAAGGCACAAAGAUUCUGAUGAUUGAAUGGGAGGAUGACGACCUAAAUCGAUCUGCAGUAGAGGGGUCAUGGCACGUUUCGUGGACCGGCAAGACUACUGUCAUCCCUGCCGAUGAUCGACCAAGUGAUAGCCUCCGCCGAUUUUACUUCCUUCUGCCGCCCAACGUCACCAUCCCACCUGUAGUUACCUUGUCCUAUGAGCCUCGCAACACAGCCAAUGCCGACGAUAUCCCUUACAUCCCCAGAGUCGGACGCGAUACCUUUCAACUGAAUCCCUUGCCCGCCAUCUUCCCACCCGAACUCGGCGCUACAGGUCGUGCGGCUGGCAAGAAAGGAGUGCUGCACACAAUCUGGGCAAAGAAGCGUCUGCGUGUCCUUGAUCGCGAGAUCGAGGAAGAAUGCCUCAACAAUGCCGAAGGGGUUGCCCUGCACAUGGCGGUACAGGAGAAGGAAUGGAUUGAGACAAACUUCGGAGUCAUCAUCCGCGGCGGUGAGAUUAUUUCGACCAGCAACGACACCUCGGCUUCCACGUCUCUCCACCCCACGGUGCCAGUGACGCCGGUCUCUCCCAUAAGCGGGAGAAAGUUGACCGACAAGCUGAAGGGAUUGAAGCUGCAGACUAGCGAGAAAGACUUGGCAGGAUCAGGGAACGAUAGCUCGGGUCCGAAUACAGCCCACUUGCUUUCGCCACAGUCUCCUGAUGUCGCUGUAUCUUCAUUCAGCUCGUUUAGCAAUGUUGCAAGCCAGCAGGAAACUUUCAUUCCAACGCCAGUCACCAAUUCUGCAACGACUCCAAGCACCCAGACAAAUGAAAAUGGCCCUGAGGGACCGAAAACUGUUGUGCAUUUCCCUCCGUCAUCCUUGCAAGCUGCCCAGCAAAAGAUCGAGCAUAGCGGAUUUGCCUCCUUGGACUCCAUGGACCCCCUAGACUCUAUGGCCCCCCUUGUCCGUACCUCUAGUACAGACUCGGAAGAUCUUUUCGCCAAAGCAUUGAGCCCUCGCUCACCGGACCUUCCCCGCAGCCCAUUCUCAUUCCGUUAA